AUGACUGCCAUGGCUGUCUGGGACAAUUGCUUUGCCGACACCGGCACGCGCCCCACCACGCCCUCGCGUCCGUCGGCGUUGAAGGAUGUCUCUAUUACUCCCUCUGUCCGAACUGACGGUCCAUUAAAGACGACGCUUCCUGUUCUUAACCUGCGUCUGCCGCUUCUGUGGGGCUCUGGACGUGGCAUUUCCGUCUCGGAGCAGAAAGCGGUUCAGAGUGACCUCCACAAGAUCAUCGUGUCUCCACAGCAUCUCUCCGCCGACCACGUCAAGGUCUUCCUCUACCAAAUCCUCAGAGGUCUGAAGUACCUCCACUCCGCGAGGAUUAUCCACCGAGACAUCAAGCCGGGCAACCUCCUCGUCAAUUCCAACUGCGUUUUAAAGAUCUGUGAUUUUGGUCUGGCCCGUGUUGAAGAACCUGAUGAAAACAAGCACAUGACCCAGGAAGUAGUCACACAGUACUACAGAGCCCCAGAGUUGCUGAUGGGAGCCCGCCAUUACACCCAAGCAGUAGAUGUGUGGUCUGUUGGCUGCAUUUUUGGCGAGCUUUUGGGGCGCCGUAUUCUCUUCCAAGCCCAGAGUCCCGUACAGCAGCUUGAGCGAAUAACAGACCUGUUGGGAACACCAAACCUAGAAGACAUGAGAUACGCUUGUGAAGGGGCUGUGACCCACAUGCUACGCCGACCCUCAAAACCCCCCGCCCUCCCAGCCCUCUACACCCUCUCUUCCCACGCAACCCACGAGGCCGUCCACUUACUCACACAGAUGCUUGCCUUUGACCCGGAUAAACGAUUGAGUGUGACUGAAGCUCUUGCACACCCUUACCUAGAUGAAGGUCGACUACGGUAUCAUUCUUGUAUGUGUACUUGCUGUGCUUCCACAAACUGUGGGGGCCGACAGUAUACACACGACUUUGAACCAACAGCACCACAUGCAUUUGAUGAUACUUGGGAAAAUGAGCUACACUCCAUGUCACAGGUGAAGGAUCGGUUGCACAAGUUCAUCCUGAGCCACCUGGCGCGCGACCGUGUACCUCUAUGUAUCAACCCCAUGUCUGCUGCUUACAAGAGCUUUGCCAGCUCGACAGUUGCUCAUCCUUCAGAGCUCCCGCCUUCCCCACACCAGUGGGAUUGACAGGACGCCAAACACUAGCGUCAAAGAACUUAGUGCCCCUAAACAUGCCUGUGAAAGAGCAUACAGAGACGCAGGUUGUGUGAAUCUAAGUACACUUGUGUGAAAGUGAGAGAGAGAGAGCUCAAGAUUCAUAAACUGUUGGGACUGGUCCAUAUUAAGGUGGUAAAGUCUGAUUCCUUGCAUUUGACCUGAAAUUAUUUCAAGUAUGCUGACAAUCGUAAAUCAGAGUGUAGGCAUUUACCAUUGCGAUUGGAUACCAACACAUGGUCCAGGUCUUUACAGUUUGUAGGAUGGGAUCAUUCUUUAUUUUUUCUUCUUUUUUAAUCAUUGAUUUACAACUUUCAUAUCAUACAUUCACCUUUUUCCAUAGAAUCUGAUUUCAUGAAAGGGCUCACUAGUAAAAAAAAAAAAAUAAAAAAUAAAAAAAUAAAAAAAAGAGAGGGAAAGAUAAGAAAAAUGACAAGGUCAGUGAAUUGACUGUUUAAAGGCGAGUGUAAGCUUAAAGUACGACUGACUCUGUGAAGAUGUACCCAGGAUCACGAGAGUAUAUUGCAGAAGCAGUGAAAUAAUGAUAAGUCUCAAUGAAUUGAUAUAUAUGACUGUUGAACAGAAAGAGAGAGAGAGAAAAUAAAAAAGGCUCACAUGAGAAAUGUUUGAGGCUUCAUGUGCCAGUUCCUUAGUCAGACAAAUCACUGCCAUGUACACUAAGGGUAAUGUGUGUGUGUGAUAUGGCCUCGUCCCCCUACCAUAUACAUGUAUUGACUGCUGGGUACUAGAGUGGAAGCAUCCCCCUGUGCUGUGGAUGAUGAGCAAGUGACAAGGACGAAGAUUUUCCCAAAGGUCUUAUCGAUUGAGAAAUGAUCCAGCAUAACUUGGACACCCUCAACGCUCAACGCACCAUGAUCUCUUUUUUGCCCGGGCUCCUUAUUGUGAGGCUGCUGCUGACAUUUGGAAGGUAGCUGAAGCCUACAAGGUUGACGAUUAUAUGUGAAGAUUCUGCUUAAUGUGAUCAAUACGGAAUUACCCUCACCUGAAAGAUGAUGAAAAAGAAAGAAAAAAAAUUGUACCCAUGGGUAUAGUAUAAUAUCAAUCUGGAUGACUAUGAAUAUCUUCUUGAUUAAUGUUUUUUUCUUAAUGAAAUGAUUCCAGUUUACAGUAAAAAAAAUAAAUAAAUAAAUAAAUUAGUAGUGUCAUGUAAGAGGGGUUGAAUUUGUGAUAACAUUAGUGCAGACUUUUUGUAUAUUCAGAUAAUGUCUUGUCAGAUGGUCUCUUGUAGUACCAGGGUUUCAUUUCUAUGCAUCACUUAUUAGCCAGAAGAAAAGAAAAAUUCUGUAUUGAAGAGAUUUUGUUAUAUCAUAGGAAAAAAAUUCUUUUCUAGAAAUUUUUAAUGUAGGGCAGUCCUUUGCCUCUCUUCUCUGGCUCUUAAUUAAUGCUUAGGAAUCUGGCUCGGACUCUCAACCCUUGCUCUCAGGAAUUACAGUGUACACAAGUGCUUUUAGUUUUGCCUUGUUUUACAAUCAUCAGCCAAUGCAUUUUUAUUUUGAUCAGUUUUAUUUAUACUUUUUUUUUUUUUUUUUCCCUUUUCUUAGAGAUAAAUUUAGCUGGUGAUUUGAACUGUUAACUAUGUUUGAUGUGGAUGAAAAGUAUUCCUUUCUGUCCUCAGUGUUUUAACAUUUUAAAAAAAUAUAUCCCUUUUGUUAAAGGAUUUUUGAAGUUUCACCAUUUAAAAAGUGGUGUAUGUCAAGACUUCAAGUGAAUUUUAUGUGCAAUGUAAUUUAAAUUUGGUAUUAAGAUAUUCAGGAAAGAAAUUAUUAUUAUUUUUUACUUGGAAUUUUUUUUUUAUUUUUGGUGUGAAUCAGGAAGAUCACUGUAACACCACCAGGCCAGGAUUUAGGAAGACUGUGAUAAUUCUGGAAAUGAUUGUGAGAAGGUACAGCGAGAUGGUUCUUCAAGCUGUCUGCUCAACGACUCAUGCGCUGCGAGUGGAAGCUGUUUAAGGGUAAUCACUUCUUAAGGUGCUCACACUUUUAUAGAAUUGCAGCUCUCGAUUGGUCUUUUACCCAUACUACGUCAGAGGUUGGAACAAGAUGACAAGACUGCACACGGUCAACAGAGAAACUGUUUCUUAGAGUGCCGUGGGAAACAUUACUUUUUUUUUUUUUUUUUUUAUUGUGUAUGUGUGAUCAUGGUGUUCUUCUCUGUAGUCCAGCUUGAAUAUUCCAAUAUGAGGGAAGUAUUUAGACUUACAUGGUAAUGUGUAUACAUAUAGAUUGUGAAAAAACAAAAGAAUAACUGAUAAAAAAGUAUCUUGUAUGUUGUAUGGUUUUCUAGUAGUUACAGUUCACUCAGCUUAGAAAAAAACGAGGACUGAGAGAAAGAAUCAAAGGAGGAGAAGAAAAAGGGGAUUGCUAAAUUUCCCUUUCCUAAUUUGUGAGAAAAAAAAAAGAGAAUGGAAAAUAUGGAUAGCAAUUUUCUCUUUUAUUUAAAAAGAACUCGAAAAGAAAAGAAAAUAUUAGAAAGAAAAAGAGAGAGAGAAAAAAAGAAAGGAAAACAAAACACAAGAAACAGAACAAGGAUGUUGAGUUUAGCCAUGAUAUACACUGACUACCUCACAUGAUUUUCAUUGUUGCAGCUUGUUCUAUCAUGCUGCUUAUCGUAUUUUUGUUUGUUGAUAUUUGUAGAGUGUACAACCUACAAGCUCAAGCAAGGUAUAUGAUCAGUCCAGAAGUUUUUUGAUAUGCUCCAUUACCCUUAUGGUGUCUUACUAUUGUUUUGUAAUAUAUACUUUUUUUCAUAAAACUGAGUGAACAUUAUUCAUUAUUGUUAACAUGAUUACAGUUAUGAUUUUCUUAAUUUAUAACUAUUCUCUAUUUAUUUAUCCAUGUUAGCUUCUUUUUUCCAUGUUGUUGACAUCAUGAUUUAGGAUCAUUUCUUGUAAACAAUCACACUAUAAGCAACCUCCUUUCACACUAGGGUAUAUUAGGGAAAUGAUGCUCAAAAAGAAUUUGUAAUAUAUUCAUCCAUUUUUAUAUAUUUAUUGUUUUUUUUAUCUUGUGAUUUUUUUUUUCUCUUUUUAGAAUGAAACAAAGAGUGAGGUUUGUCUUAAAAAAAAAAGUAUUAUGUUACUCAUGGAAAUUGAAUGGCACUGUCUUGAUGCCAUUUGUAAUAUACUUUGUGUUGGCUGCCACACACUGUUGAAUUUGUUUAUUGUAACAAAAAGGUUAUGUUAUGUUAUGUGGUACAGUGCUCCUUUUUUUACUUAUCUAAUUUCCUUUUACACUUUUCAUUUACUGUUUACACUUUUCAUUUACGGUUUACCAAAUGAAAAGGCCACGAAAACAGUAUUCCACCUGUAAUAAGUAUGGAUAAGCAAAGCCGUGAUGUAACUGUGUGAAUAAAGAGUGGAAACGUCUCAAGCCAAGUUAACGCUAAUUGUGGGUGCCAUCACUACUCAGACUACAGGAGCAUAUUGAUGGCCAGAAGCUUCAGACAAUGUGAUCCCAUUUGCUAUUAUUACAUGUAUAAUAUUAAUUUUUACCUGUGGAGAUGCUGCUCCCAUUAAUGUUUUCUUUUUGUAUGGUUUUCCUUCUGAUUCUAGUUCAUAUUGUUAUGAUUAUUGGACAACUUGGCUUAAAUCUUAGUCUGAUUAUUACGAUUGUCAUUGUCAUAACUAACUUCCUCCCUCCCCUCCCCUACCCCCCUUUUGACAAUUUUAACCCUUUGGUUGAUGGUUUCACAUUACAACUGAAGCGUCCAGAAAGAUCUCCAAGUCACUCCCCAUCCUUGAGUGGCUGCAUGCAUGUGCUUCCUAAGGAUGGGGAUGCAACAAAUACGUGUAGAUAUUACUUGUACAGCAUUGUAGUAUGGGAGUGAGUGCAGUGUGAGGAUUGUUGCAUAAAUCAAGUUGUGAAAGACCUUGAAUGGCAAGGUGCAGCUCGAAUUUUGGUCGACUGUAAUUUUUUUUUUUUUUUUUUUUUUUUUUUUUUUUUUUUUUUUCUUUUUUUUGUAGUGAGUUGUGAAUGUAACAAUUAUUGUGCCUGCCAUUCAAUCUUCCUGAUUAUGUAUAUUAAAUUAUGAUUUACUAGGAUAAGUUUUUUAUUAUUAUUAUUAUUAUUUUUUUUUUCUCCCAAUCUGUAAGUGUAGUGAAAUUUUGUAAAAUGCAGUUGCAGACUAAUUCAAGAAUCAGUUUAAGGAGAACAUAUUUUUAAACAUCCAUUUUUAUGCCCGUUUUAUUUUAAAAAAUGAAAAUGCAUGAUUAUUUAUAGGAGUCCUCAUGGAUGAUGUAUAGGUUGCAUCUUCAGCUAUGAAACAUUGGCAACUGAAAUGUGUAUAAGAGUAUGAGCAAUUUUUGUACGUUUUUACCGAGAUGUUGAGGUCAGGUGUUUUCUUAUGGGUCAGGUACGAUCCAUCUCUUAAUGUUUUUUACCCGACAGUGCGGGUAUUUGUGUGUUUUGCAUGAAGACUGUUCCACUGUUUUCUCAUAACUGUGGCAAGAUCAGAUUUGGAUGGUGUAGAUGUUUAGUAUAAAUGGUAUUGUUACUGUGUAUCACAGCACCUACCAAGAAGAAAAGCAGUAGGAUCAAGAGGGCCUACUCCAGCGUGAGUUGAUCCUUGUGAAGUAUUUCAGUAGGCGGUCUUGCCACAUUAUAACUGUAUUAAUAGUAACAGUCUCCCAUCUUAGAGCUCCUACUAAUAAGGCACAGAACAGUGUGACGAAUUUAGGCUGAGUUCCUAGAAGACACCUCAUCAGUAGCGAGGAAGUGCUACCUCUCAUAUUACUAGCCAACCAUCAUUCAACAACCACAAACAAACCUGCUUUAUUACUUUGCUCGAAGUGGCGUUUCAGAAUUACUUCCUAAGAUUUAGCUGCUAUACGGGACCGACACUCACUGUUAAUAUGUUGCAAUAUUACUGAAAGGCAAGAAUGUUCAUUGCCUUAAAAAAUGUCUCGCCGAGCAUUUGUCAACGGAACAUUGUCAUAACUGCCCACAUUUUGGUGUAUUCUUUUAAGCAUUAUGCCCUACGUGGUCAUACGUGAUAAUAAAAUAAUUUUUGUACUUG
This is a messenger RNA of Penaeus indicus, 6195 nucleotides long. RefSeq names its product serine/threonine-protein kinase NLK-like (gene nmo). The coding region runs from base 1 to 1134 and encodes 377 amino acids. The transcript has 9 exons. The record is from RefSeq and is a predicted model, not a curated record. Lineage: Eukaryota; Metazoa; Arthropoda; Malacostraca; Decapoda; Penaeidae. Gene Ontology annotation, cellular component: cytoplasm; nucleus. Gene Ontology annotation, biological process: intracellular signal transduction; protein phosphorylation. Gene Ontology annotation, molecular function: ATP binding; protein serine/threonine kinase activity.